AUGGUGGACAUGCUGCUGGUACUACUUGUUUGCAUGGAAUGUAAAGCUCACAUUGAGAACUGUAGGGUCACAAAACCUAACCCUCCACUUCACAAGUAUCAUCAGUCAGGAGACCUCAUCAUUGGUGGCAUUACUUCUUAUGGUCUCCUCGUCUCCAGUCCAAUAGUCUUCACUGAAGAACCCCAUCAGGCAUUGUCAGAAGAACUUAUGGUAUUUCCUAAGCAUUACCAGCACAUCCUGGCCUUCACAUUUGCAGUAAAAGAAAUCAAUGAAAACCCUCAGAUCUUACCCAAUAUCACCUUGGGCUUCCAGAUCUAUGAUAGCUAUGACAAUGCAAGGAGGACCUAUCAUGCCACAAUGCUACUGUUGACUACACUGGAAAACGUUGUCCCUAACUAUGUAUGUGAUAUCCGGAAUAGAUUAAUAGCAGUUAUUGGGGGACUGGACUCUGAAAUCUCCUUGUAUAUGGCAAAUAUCUUGGAUACCUAUAAGACACCACAGCUCAUCUAUGGCCCUGCUCCCAUUAUGAAUACUAAAACUCCAGGCCUUCCCUUCUAUCAGCUGGCUCCUCAGGAAGUUCUUCAGUAUGAGGGGAUUCUCUCUUUACUUCUCCAUUUCAGGUGGACGUGGAUUGGAAUUGGUGCUAUGAAUAAUGAUAAUGGAGAAAGAUUUCUACAAGUGGUCAUUCCACUGUUUUCUAAGAUGGGUGUCUGUUUUGCCUUCAUAGAAAGAAUCCCCAAAUUAGGUUUUGACACUAAAAUUAAUGACGAAUUUAUACUGGGGGCAAAAAUACAUGAUAAAGUGAUGGGCAGCAAAGCCAAUGUAUUGGUAAUCCAUGGAGAAUCUUAUUCCACAGCCAUUUUUCUCUUCCUUCCAUAUCUAUCAGAACAAGAGGUUGUGGUGAAGGAAGUAAGAGGGAAAGUAUGGAUAAUAACAGCUCAAUUCGAGUUCACUUCAUUUGUCCUACAAAGAAAUUUGGAUACAGAAAUAUUAAAUGGUGCUAUAUCCUUCAGAACCCACUCUAGUGACCUACCAGGAUUUCAGCAGUUUCUUGAAAGCAGAAACCCUUCUAGCUCUAAAGAAGAUGGUUUUAUCAGGGAUUUCUGGCAACAGGCCUUUGGCUGUGUAUUCCCAGAUAGCAUUGUGGGCAAGGCAGAUGGAGACAUUUGCACAGGGGAGGAGAGGCUGGAGAGCCUUCCUGGAUCCUUCUUUGAAAUGAGCACAAUUGGACACAGCUACAGCAUCUACAAUGCUGUCUUUGUGGUGGCCCAUGCCCUGCAUCAUGCCAUGACAUUUUCUGAGGCCAAACAUGGUAUAAUAAUGGAUGGAUGGGAACCCAAACUUCAGAGUCUUCAAUUUGGGCAGCUCCAACCACUUCUAAAAUAUGUCUCAUUUAACAACAGUGCAGGGGACAAAGUUUCUUUCAACCAGAAUGGGGAGCUAGUUGCUGGAUUGGAUGUGGUCAAUUGGAUUAUCUUCUCCAACCAUUCAUUUCAUAGGUAUGAUUGCAUCCCAUGCCCAGAAGGGAAGAUUUCAAACCAGGAGGACAUGAAUGACUGCCAUAAAUGCACUGAGGAAAAGUAUCCAAACAAAAAACAGGAUGCCUGCGUUCGCAAGAUUUUGACCUUCUUGUCUUAUGAAGAACCCUUAGGAUUUAGUUUAGCCUCUUUUGCCUUCUCCUUUUGUUUGAUUACAGCUCUGGUGCUGGGAACCUUUACGAAGCACCACAACACUCCUAUUGUCAAAGCCCACAACCGGGACCUCACCUACACUCUCCUCAUCUCCCUCCUUCUCUCCUUUCUUUGUGCAUUGCUGUUUAUUGGCCGUCCUCAGAAGGUGACCUGUCUCCUUCGACAAACAACUUUUGGGCUCAUCUUCUCGGUGGCUGUUUCUUGUGUGCUGGCAAAAACCAUCACGGUGGUUCUGGCUUUCAUGGCCACCAAACCAGGUUCCAGGAUGAGGAAGUGGGUGGGGAAAAGACUGGCCAUCUCCAUUGUUCUUUUCUGCUCCCUCAUCCAAGCAAGCAUCUCUGCUUUCUGGCUGGCAACCUCUCCACCUUUCCCAGAUAUGGACAUGCACUCAGUGGCUGAUGAAAUUGUACUACAGUGUAACGAACAGUCCGUGACUCUGUUUUGCUGUGUUCUGGGCUACAUGGGUUUCCUGGCAAUGGUGAGUUUCACUGUGGCUUUCCUUGCAAGGAAGCUCCCAGACAGUUUCAAUGAAGCCAAGUUUAUCACUUUCAGCAUGCUGGUCUUCUGCAGUGUGUGGUUAUCCUUUGUUCCAUCCUAUCUGAGCUCCAAGGGAAAAUACAUGGUAGCCGUGGAGAUCUUUUCUAUCUUAGCCUCUAGUGCUGGGUUGUUGGUUUGUAUCUUUUCUCCCAAAUGUUACAUUAUAGCAUUGAGACCUCAGCUGAACACAAGGGAACAGCUAAUAAGGAGAAACAUUGGAAGAAGUGUGUAA
Elgaria multicarinata webbii is the source of this 2460-nucleotide messenger RNA. RefSeq names its product vomeronasal type-2 receptor 26-like. NCBI's taxonomy places the organism in Eukaryota, Metazoa, Chordata, Lepidosauria, Squamata, Anguidae. The record is from RefSeq and is a predicted model, not a curated record. The coding region runs from base 1 to 2460 and encodes 819 amino acids. Gene Ontology annotation, biological process: G protein-coupled receptor signaling pathway. Gene Ontology annotation, cellular component: plasma membrane. The transcript has 6 exons. Gene Ontology annotation, molecular function: G protein-coupled receptor activity.